Molecule: messenger RNA, 1212 nt
Organism: Rotaria socialis
Lineage: Eukaryota; Metazoa; Rotifera; Eurotatoria; Philodinida; Philodinidae
Source: the annotation of a GenBank genome assembly
AUGAAUUGUUUUCCAAAUCAAAUGUUUGAAUCUUCCACCGAUGAGAUGGAUAUUGCCUUAUACAUAAAAGAUUUUGAAGUCAAAGAUCAAUCAAAUAUGUUUCAAGAUGUCAAGUUCAGUGAAGGCGUACUGAAUAACGACACUGUGGAACAGUUGGCAACGAUAGAUGAUUAUCGUAUAAUAGAUAUUAGUAAUAGUUUAUUGGGUGAUUUUCAAAAUUCCAUUGUUUCAAAUGAUGCAAUGAGUCAUUCAUUAAUGUUAGAUUUAUUCGAUAUCCCACGGCCUAUGAAUGAUGAACAAUGGCGCGAUGAUGAAUUUGAGCAAAUCUUAAUCGAUGACCUGCGCAAAGAAGAAAUAAUUAUGGCAGAGAACAAUUCUCAACUGAAUGCAAGCAAAACUCAGCAGGCAUUUGCUAUUGAAAUGAAUACUUUUCAGUCUGUAUUUGCCGAUGUUGAAAUGUUUGUCACAGAACAGCCUAAACCUGACCAACGGGCUCGCUAUGAAAGCGAUGGUCCUCGUUUUCUUCCAGAUUCAAAGAAACAUCCGAUGACGGUUGAAACCCGGAAUCUAUCAUCAGCACAGUUGGCAGACAAUGCUACAAUUGGUAUUGUUUUAACAAUGGUAACAACAACGAACAACCCAAAAAAUAAAACAUUUGUACACGCCAAUAGUAUAAAAUAUCGUACAGAUGAUGCAAUAGAGUUGGAUUGUGGAAGCGUUUUUGUUCCAUUAAGUAAAUCUGACAUAUUAAAAGGUGAAAAAACAUUUCCCCGUUUAUCAAUUAUAUGUAAAAAGUUUGAUAACUAUUCAUUCGACUUAACAUCAUUCGAUGAAGCAACUGUUGAAAGAACAACAGAAAAAUACAUAAUCACUGAUAAAGAUGAAAUGACCAAAGCGGCUAAAGGAAAACGGUUUACUUUUGACUACGAUUUGCUCUGCUACAAAAUUAUCUUUCAAUUAGCGGUGAAACAGGACAAUUUCAUCAGCAUUUUGCACAUUAAAUGUGAAACAAACAUUAUAAAUGAGCAAAAAACUGCAGCAAAAUGUAUCAAACGAAAGAUCUCAUCCGGUGAUAUACUGCCCGCAAAAAAAAAGGGCAAAGUCAAUAGGUCCGUGGGACAUCGAUAUGCUGAGAGUUUCAAUACAACGGCAUUACCAAUUGUUCGACGCUCGUUGACUCGCAAAUCUUCUCAAAAAAUAAAUCAAGCCUAA